AUGUUAUUCCAAGUAGGUUUACUAUUCUUUGUGAUCAAGAAAAGUCCUCCAGCUCUUGGAGAUAUUCGAUAUUUUCUGAUAAACACUAGUUGCAUCCAAAUCACACUCAUAAAUAUCUCAAGUUUUCUGCAAAUGAGAUAUAUUCCAAAUAGCACAACACUUGCGCUAAUUUCAAAUGGAUUGUGUGCAUUUUUUGAGAUUGAAGUUUGUUUUUCUGGAUAUCAUAUUCAUAUGAUGACAACAUUGGCAACUGGGUUAGCAAUUUCUAAUACAAUGUUAUUUCGAUAUCUUAUUCUUGCACGAUUCAAAAUAUCGAAACGAAUGGUUAAAUUAAUGAUGUUUAUUGCAUACAUUCCACCAAUAAUUGUUUUGGUAAGUUGGUCACCAAAUUUUUUUUUAAAGAAGACGAACAAAGGAUAUUUUUGCAUUGAAAACGGAUUGACUUUAAAAAAAAGUUAGUGUUCUAAGUUUUUCAGAUAAUCCCAUUCACUGAUACAUGGGACUUCUCAUCUGUCAAAUCUCAAACUGUUGUGGAACACCCAAAUUACAUAAUCUCCGAACCAAUGGUUGGGUUCUCGAAUGUUCAUAGUGCGCAAUUCAUAGCGGCAACUUUUAUAUUAUCUCUCGGUGUUUAUGGAAUCCCAUCAUUUUGUUUGAUUUUGACAAGAAAAGUUUUGAAACUCAUCCAAACACAUAACAAUAUGUCAGAGAAAACAAAAUCGCAUUCCCGAAUGUUAAUCAAAGGUUUAAUGUUUCAAACAGCCCUUCCAAUGUUGUCAUAUAUUCCAAUUUUUACAUGCUAUUGCUAUAUGCAAAUAAGUGAAAAAGAGUUGCUUCUUCCUCGUGAGUUACUUGGUUUUAAAAUUUUUACGAUAAUAUUUUUCUCAGAAUAUUUAUUGAUGCCUUUGAUAUCAGUGCCUGGUUUGAUUGAUCCUCUGAUUUCAUUUUAUUUUAUAAUUCCCUAUCGAAAAUUAAUUAACGACAUGUUAUUCAAAGGUCCACGAACUGAUGUCAUUUUUGUAACAAAUUUCAGAGCAUAGGUGGUUUUUUUUUGACAUUUGCAACAUUUAAUUAAAUAAAUUUUUUUCAAUUUGAACUCGAUUAAUCAUCGAACGCGUGUUCUAGUAAAAAAAAUGUCAGAGAAAUUGAUAAAUUUAGGUACUGACGCAUGAAGUGAAUAAUGCUUUGGGAUUUAUUGUAAUUCUAUGUAAGUACAAAUUCCCAAAUGAAUUUAUAACAGCCUCCUACUACUUAAUAACAAAAUUUGCCCUCCAUUUUCAUUUUGAAAAAAUGUCGAUGCCAAAUUAUUUCGCAGUUAUACAGUACUCAGCUUUCAUAAUCUCCUUGAUUAUGAAUAUUUUUUUGCUUUAUCUUUUGAUAAUAAAAUCAUGUAAAUCAUUUGGAAGAUACCGUAUUCUUAUGAUAAUUUUUUGUUUUUGUUCCAUUUGGUAUUCUACAAUUGAAAUCGUUUCUCAACCAGUUAUGCAUAUCGAAGGUCCCAGUAUUUUAUUCUUUCUUCAGGAAGAGUUUUUGAAAUAUCAUAUGAUAUAUGGCUAUUUAGCAUCCGGACUUUUUUGUGGAUCAUUUGCUUUUUGUAUUAUGGCAUUUGCAAUCCAUUUUAUUUAUCGAUAUUUGAGUGUUUGUCGUCCAAACUUACUUCAUGUUUUUAAUGGUCCCAAACUAUUUUUAUGGUAUUUGAUACCAAGUAUAAGUAUGAUACUCUGGGGCUCAUUGAAUGUUUGGCUAUACCAUGCUGAUAACUUCAGAAGAAAUUAUUUUCGAGAAGUUAUGAAUAAAACAUACAAUGAAGAUGUGGAUCGAAUUAUAUUCCUGGGCCCAAUUUACUAUUUAGUAGAUGGGAAAAACAAUCGACAUUGGUUAUAUAAAGAUGUUGCUGGAAUAGUUAUCUUAUGUUCUUUGUUAUCAUUAUCAAUUAAUUUUUGCUUGACUUGUGCAUUUUUGACUUAUCGAAACUUGAAAAAUUUGUCAUCGAUCACAAGUACCCAAAAUCUUGCACUCAAUCGACAAUUAUUUAUUUCCUUACUUCUUCAAACCGUCUUUCCCAUUAUAACUCAAUAUAUUCCAGCCGCUCUUUUAUAUAUUUUUCCAUUUGUUGGAGUAAACGCAGGAAGAUUGGCCAAUUGGGUUGGACUAUCUUGUUCAAUUUAUCCUGCCCUUGAACCAAUUAUUGCUAUUUUGAUCAUUGAAAGAUUUAGAAAAUUCGUUUUCUGUGAGUUUUUGUUUCUAAAUUUGUGUAUUUUUUCAUUAAUUAUUUUUCACAGGCCAAGCCAAACUUGCUUCAAAUGGCACAAUAUCAACAACAAAUAUCGAGACAAAUAUACACAAUAUGCGAGAAAUAUCAGUUCGCCGAAGUAUAUCUCAAUCCCCGGUGCAUUCAAAUAAUUAG
Molecule: messenger RNA, 2407 nt
Organism: Caenorhabditis angaria
Lineage: Eukaryota; Metazoa; Nematoda; Chromadorea; Rhabditida; Rhabditidae
Source: the annotation of a GenBank genome assembly